GUCGGAGUUUUCCUAAUCCAGGAACAAAAAGCUCUAUCGAGAAAAACAUUAGUCUGGAAUUUCUUCAGAAAGUCAGCGAUAAGACUGAUCUGAUCUAAUCGAUUUCCCGUGAGAAAAAUAAGUUGCGUCAUUUUUUAACCAGACUAAAAUUGGCCUUUCAAUAGGAGUUUUGAUUGAUCUUUCAAUCUGUGAUUUUGUUAAAAAGACUCAGGAGGAGAAAGAAUAAUACUGAUAUACGAUUAGGACUUGUGCUAUUGGUCGAUUAUUACUAUAACUCGAAGUUGCACUGAGCUAGCUUUGCUCAGCAAGGAGAGAUUACAACAUGGUUUCUACUUGGUCCACCGACAUAAGAUGGUCUAAGCUUCGUCAGUUUGAGUACGGAGAACCAAACAACCAUCUUGGAGAACUUAAAAAAUCUUUAAGCACCGCUAGCGACGAAAGCGACGACGAAUGGUUGGCUCAGCUCGAGAGAGACUACGCCACAGCGAAGCGAAAACAUCGAGCUUAUUGGACUUCUUUGGAGAGAGCAUUGGCACUUGCGGUCAUUAUCUUUAUUAUUAUUACCAUUUCUUUAGCAUUUGUACUAAUAUUUAAACAGUAUAAUGUGGCCGUGGUAUUCGGUGGCAGUGGAUACAGAACGGAAAUCUGUGAAACACCAGGGUGUGUAGCUGCGACAUACAGUAUUUUAAAUCAUCUUGACAAGAAUGUUGAUCCGUGUGACGACUUUUACAACUUUGCUUGCGGAAACUGGUUCAAGAGCAGUUUUAUUCCGGUCGGACACUCAAAAUGGACAGCUUUUCAUCGGGUUUCGGACAACAAUUUGAUAAUACUGAAGAAACUUCUUGAGAACAAACAACUCAGCUUAAAUGGAAGUUCUACGGUUUUGACGAAAGUGCAAGAUUAUUUUGCAGCUUGCAUGAAUAAAUCUGUGCUUGAAAAGAGAGGCGCAGACCCUGUCAAGAAACUUAUUCACUUUGUAGGUUCCUGGACGAUAACCAACGCCUCAGAGGUUGGACCCUGGUCACCAGAGUCGUGGAAUUUCGAACAAGCCCUAAGUAGAAUUCACAGAUUGAAGAGUAUGCCUUUGUUUUAUAUGUUUGUAUCGGCUGAUGACCGGAAUUCGAGCCAAAACAUCAUACAGGUUCAGCAAGCUGGCAUAACACUAUCAGACAGAGAUUACUACUUCAGGAAUGAAUCAGAUAAGGUUGUGCAGGCGUACAAAGACUUCAUGGUUAAGGUGGGUUCACUCUUGGGAGGUGAAAUUAAUAGCACACGGCAUCAGAUGGAGGAGGUGUUUCAGCUUGAAAAGAAACUGGCCGAGAUUUACGAACCAAAAGAUCGACUGAGAAACAUGGAACAAAUUUAUCACAAAAUGACGGUAGCUGAACUUCAGCAGCUUGCACCCGCGAUUUCUUGGUUGGAUUACAUGAAUGCGAUGUUUAGCAGCCCGGUCACGCAUCAGGAGCAUGUGGUGGUUUAUACUCCAGAAUACUUGAAAAAUAUGUCGAAUCUUGUCAUCAGAACAGAUCGAAGGAUCUUAGCAAAUUACAUGGUUUGGCAUCUCAUCAAGCCCCUGAUCGGGGAAUUGUCCAAACCGUUCCGUGAUGCUUCGCUGGAAUUGUUAAAAGUUGAGAAAGGAGUGGAGACUGGGGCUCCGCCCUGGAAGAGCUGUGUUACUAAGACUAACUCGGUCAUGGGGUUUGCCACAGGAUACUUGUACAUUAAGGAAAGAUCAGGAAAAAAUGCUAAAAAACAGGCGGAGGAAAUGAUAGCUGAGAUCAAGGGAGCUUUUAAAGCAAAUUUACCCCAUGUGAGGUGGAUGGACGAAGAAACGAGAGAGAAGGCUUUAAAUAAGAUUACGGCUACUUUCGACAUGAUUGGCUACCCAAAGUGGAUAGAGGAUCCAGAAAAACUCGACGAAUACUACGAAAAUCUCACAAUAGGUCCCGAAAAAAGCUUCGAGAAUUACUUAGAAGCCAGAAGAUUUUUCCACAACAAGUCAAUGAACAGACGAGGAAAGCCUGUCGACAGACGAGAAUGGCAUAUGACUCCUGCUGACGUCAACGCCUACUAUAACUCGCCAAACAAUUACAUAGCAUUCCCGUCAGGAAUUCUUCAACCUCCUUUCUUUGAUCCGCAAUUUCCGCAGUCAAUAAAUUAUGGCGCAGUCGGAGUAGUAAUGGGACAUGAGCUGACUCAUGGAUUUGACGAUCGUGGUCGAAUGUUCGAUGAACAUGGUAACCUGGCCAGCUGGUGGAACAACCAAUCAGUGAAAGCCUUUCAAGAACACGCCUCAUGUAUGGUGAAUCAGUAUGGCAACUUCACUGUUGCUGGAAAGAACGUGAAUGGGAAACAAACACUAGGCGAGAAUAUAGCAGACAACGGAGGGCUGAAGCUUGCCUACACUGCCUACCAGAACUGGGUCGCGAGAAACAGCAAAGAAUUGAACCUACCUGGCUUGGAUUUCACUUCGGAGCAAUUGUUUUUCCUCGGAUUUGCUCAGGUAUGGUGUUCAGCAACUUCUGACGGGCGUGCCCAGCAUGCUUUGCUAACUGAUGUACACAGUCCUGAGAAAGUGAGGGUUCUCGCGGCAGUUUCCAACUCAAAGGAGUUUGCAGAGGCUUUUAAUUGUCCCGUCAAUAGUUCUAUGAAUCCGAUGAACAAGUGUCAUGUCUGGUGAUGCUUUGAAAUAAAUGGCAAUCAGUCUAUGAAGUCAAAAGCACAACAAUGCCCAAUUUUCCUGGGAACUUCGAUUCGCAGGCGCCGUAAGUCAAGGGUUCGACCAGUUCUUUGAGGAAGGACUUGUGGAAAAUUAACAGGUUCUUGGUUCCUACUUUCAAACAAGUGUCGCGCUCAUGGCAGUCCCGACCAUUUUCCAUGAGGACACCGAUUCUCUACAUUCUAACCCCUCUUCGGAAUCAGAGAUGCCAUUUCAACACUUGUUUUCAGACCCGGCCACUAGAAUCAAUCACCGGUUUCAGAUCUGUCGAAGUCAAGAAAAUUUUGCCUGAAACGUAGGUCUUGUUAAUUUCUCACACUAUUGACGGCAGCACAUCCCUAGAAAGCUCAUGUAGGAAAGAACCCCCCCUCAAUGAGAACUACAAGUAAAACAAGCAAAUUGCUUAAGGCGCGGGAAACGCCCGCGAUCAACUCGUGUUUGUUUUAAUUUCGCAUCUGAUUGGUUGAGAGAGUGGCGCCAGUUUUCUAGACCAAUCACAGAACGAAGUAAAGCAAAAACAAAGCAACGUCUGAUCACUUUCGAUACUCAUUUGAUAAAUUUGCAUUUUAGACUACUAAUUACAAAAUACACUUUGUGCAACGAGAUUGCUAUGGAGUCUGAAGUGUGUAGCACAUUAAGUUUCCUGUAAAAGUUGAUAUUGCUCUAAAGUUGACAAAUGUACUUUUGCUUGUUGUUUCGAUUGCAAAAUGUAAGGAAAUCCAAAUAUGACAAACGGGCAAUUCAUUCAGUAACGACUCUUGAGGUUGAGGUUUUUCAGUUUGCCCGUGCGUAAUUUAUUUUAUACUUAACAGAGCCGACAAUAUUUGCUGUAUCACUGUUACAAAACAUAGUUUGUAACACUAAUCGUAAUAUAGAGAUUUAUAUCAAUACCAAAAAAGAUUAUCAUUUA
Molecule: messenger RNA, 3629 nt
Organism: Pocillopora verrucosa
Lineage: Eukaryota; Metazoa; Cnidaria; Anthozoa; Scleractinia; Pocilloporidae
Product: endothelin-converting enzyme 1
Biological process (GO): protein processing
Cellular component (GO): plasma membrane
Molecular function (GO): metalloendopeptidase activity
Source: RefSeq, a predicted model, not a curated record